Messenger RNA from Trachemys scripta elegans, 3223 nucleotides. It is a transcript of the gene RAF1, whose product is annotated as Raf-1 proto-oncogene, serine/threonine kinase. NCBI's taxonomy places the organism in Eukaryota, Metazoa, Chordata, Testudines, Emydidae. The record is from RefSeq and is a predicted model, not a curated record. Bases 208 to 2211 code for a protein of 667 amino acids. Gene Ontology annotation, molecular function: protein kinase activity; ATP binding. Gene Ontology annotation, biological process: signal transduction; protein phosphorylation. The transcript has 19 exons. Gene Ontology annotation, cellular component: mitochondrion; cytosol; plasma membrane.
CGGCCCGAUCGAUGGGCUCGCGAGAAAUGUCUCGCGGAGGGUGAGGCCGCCAUUUUAGAUGGGGAACGGAACGAACGGCGCCUAGUGAGGAGCGAGUCCGGGGGGGCCGCGGAGCUUGCGUGGAGGAGGAUCCUGGCCUAAGUCACUGCACAGGAUGGACCUGCUCUGGGGAUAAAUCAAGAUUUUACUGUUCCUUAGGCUGUAUCAAUGGAGCACAUUCAGGGAGCUUGGAAGACCAUCAGUAACGGUUUUGGAUUCAAGGAUUCUGUCUUUGAUGGAUCAAACUGUAUUUCACCUACUAUUGUUCAGCCGUUUGGCUCUCAACGCCGAGCUUCUGAUGAUGGCAAGCUCUCAGAUAUGUCUAAGACUAGUAAUACCAUUCGGGUUUUCUUGCCUAAUAAGCAACGCACAGUGGUAAAUGUGCGGAAUGGGAUGACCCUACAUGAUUGUCUUAUGAAGGCGCUCAAAGUCAGAGGUCUGCAGCCAGAAUGCUGUGCAGUUUUUCGACUUUUUAAUGAACAAAAAGGCAAAAAAGCGCGCUUGGAUUGGAAUACAGAUGCUGCUUCCUUGAUUGGAGAGGAACUGCAAGUAGAUUUCCUUGAUCAUGUUCCACUUACAACACACAACUUUGCUCGGAAGACAUUUCUAAAGCUUGCCUUCUGUGACAUAUGCCAGAAGUUCCUGCUAAAUGGGUUCCGGUGUCAGACGUGUGGCUACAAAUUCCAUGAACACUGCAGCACUAAAGUCCCAACCAUGUGUGUGGACUGGAGCAAUAUCAGGCAACUCUUAUUGUUCCCUAAUUCAAAUAUCAGUGACAGUGGUGUCCCUGCACUACCUCCCUUGACAAUGCGACGGAUGCGUGAGUCUGUCUCCCGGAUGCCUGUUAGUUCCCAGCACAGAUAUUCUACGCCUCAUGCCUUCACAUUCAACACAUCAAAUCCUUCCUCUGAGGGCUCCCUUUCCCAAAGACAGAGAUCUACAUCCACCCCAAAUGUCCAUAUGGUCAGCACUACCAUGCCUGUAGACAACAGGAUAAUUGAGAACAACAGCUUGAAUGCUUCUCCCAGUUCCUGGUGCAGACGAUUUUGUUUGAGGGGAAGAGAUGCAAUUCGAAGCCACAGUGAGUCAGCUUCACCGUCAGCUCUGUCUGGAAGUCCCAACAAUAUAAGCCCAACUGGCUGGUCUCAAUCCAAAACCCCAGUGCCAGCCCAAAGAGAGAGGGCUCCCGGAUCCAACACACAAGAAAAAAACAAAAUUAGGCCUCGUGGACAGAGAGAUUCAAGUUAUUAUUGGGAAAUAGAAGCAAGUGAAGUUAUGCUCUCGACCAGAAUAGGGUCAGGUUCUUUUGGAACGGUUUACAAAGGCAAAUGGCAUGGAGAUGUAGCAGUAAAGAUAUUAAAGGUGGUAAAUCCAACCCCAGAACAGUUUCAGGCCUUCAGAAAUGAAGUGGCUGUAUUAAGGAAGACCCGGCAUGUUAAUAUUUUGCUGUUCAUGGGCUACAUGACUAAAGACAAUCUGGCUAUUGUUACGCAGUGGUGCGAAGGGAGCAGUCUGUAUAAGCACCUGCAUGUACAAGAGACCAAGUUCCAAAUGUUCCAGCUCAUUGAUAUUGCCCGACAGACAGCACAAGGAAUGGACUAUUUACAUGCAAAGAAUAUCAUCCACAGAGACAUGAAAUCAAAUAAUAUAUUUCUUCAUGAAGGCCUCACAGUGAAAAUAGGAGAUUUUGGUCUGGCAACAGUAAAAUCCAGAUGGAGUGGAUCUCAGCAGGUGGAGCAGCCUUCUGGUUCAAUCCUCUGGAUGGCACCAGAGGUGAUCCGGAUGCAGGAUAAUAACCCAUUUAGUUUUCAAUCAGAUGUCUACUCCUAUGGAAUAGUAUUAUAUGAACUGAUGACAGGAGAACUGCCAUACUCCCAUAUUAACAACAGAGAUCAGAUCAUUUUUAUGGUUGGUCGAGGUUAUGCAUCUCCAGACCUCAGUAAACUGUACAAGAACUGUCCCAAAGCUAUGAAGAGGCUUGUAGCAGAUUGUGUGAAGAAAGUUAAGGAGGAAAGACCUCUAUUUCCACAGAUACUGUCUUCCAUUGAAUUGCUGCAGCAUUCUUUACCCAAAAUCAACCGUAGCGCUUCUGAACCUUCUCUGCAUCGUGCAGCCCACACAGAGGACAUAAAUUCAUGCACAUUAACAUCCACAAGACUACCUGUUUUUUAGGAUUGCACGCUCUCUUGCUCUAACCAAUAAUGAGAAAGAAAAACAGUCAUAACAGUUGUGCUUUUAAUGCCUCAAUCUACAGGAUUGCAAUGCCAGCAGGAUUAUCUGUCUCCCAGUUUUAAGAACAAGCUGCUAAGGAUUUCUACAGUUUUAAUCCUACAGGGACAUUUCUCCUCGUUGCCUUUUUCUACCAUUUCUUUUAUUGGGAUAGAGUUAACUGAGACUGUAAUCAAGAAAAUCUAUUACUAUUUUUUUAAUAGAUGCACUUGAGCCUUAUUUUCCCAUAAGCAGAAAAGAUGGACAUUUCUUUGGCAGUUUUUUUUUUUUUGGAUUCUGUUUAAUAAAUUGGUAUUUUUAUAGCAAGGAUGGCUCAGCAUUUGAGGAAAGAAAUAUUGCAGAUUGGUACUGUUCUUUGGAUGUCCCAUGCCAUGUGCCACUGUAAAGUUGAGGGAUUUUGAUUAAAAUGGCCAUUUACAAACAGGACUGAUGAAAGGAAGAAACGAAUUCUGGCGAUCAGCUUCUGCAAAGAGUACUCAUGAAGCAGAUGAAAUCUGUUAUAACGAAUUGCUAAGUCAACACAAAAAUAGUUUUGCACAUAGAAGAAAAACUUCUGCAGAGGAGUGGAAUAUAUUCUGAAUAGUACUGCUCAGAGAAGGAAGCUAGCACAAUCUUGCUAUGGUCCUCUCCAGUAACUUAAGAAGCUUUUUUGGUACUAUUGACUUGUUUCUUACAGCCCAAUGAGGUAUCAAGUGCGGAAUGACAGGCUUUUUUUGGAUGAGGAAAGGCUAAGUAACAUUAUCAGUAUAUUUCUGCAAAACACGCAGCAACUUCAACCCAUUUGAAGCUGUCUUCCGAGAGAUGCACUAUAAAAGAGGAAACUGAGUGUAUACAGUUUUUCUUUCUGAUUUGGGUUUUAAUUUUGUUUGUAUUGCUCCCAAGAAAAUGCCUUUAUUGUAAACCAAGGUUCCUCUGAUUAUCUUAUUUUAAUAAAAUAAAUUAAAUUUAGGUUUAA